CAGAGCUCUGCGCUCAGACGCUCACAGCGGUGUGGAGAAAAUGUUUACCAGCGCUGGACUUUGUUCCCGAAGCCAUUCUGAGUGUCUGAACGCAUGCAGACGGAGAGAAGAUCGACAGAAGUGAAGAAAACAAACAUGGAGAGCAGAAGAUCACAGGGAGAGAGAGGAUGGAGGCACGCUUCUAGCUGAAUGCACGGACUGAAUUGUGAGAUGAAUCUGCCGUGCAGCUGCAGGACGAGGACCAGGACGAGUGUGUGUCGUCUGUGUCUGCUGCUGUCUCUGCUCUGUGUCUGCGCUCACGUCUACAUGCAGCUCGAGGGUCCACGCAAACACAGCCAGCAUCAUCACAGGAGCGUCGCCACGGCAACAGAUGCUGCAGCGGAUGCUGGAUCCACCUGCUGCUCAGCGCUGCAUCAUCAGAGACGGAGAGUUUCUAGAUGGAAGAUCAGGCUCGAGCCGUGGGCCGCAGACACUGGAGGUUUUCAGGAGGAAGCGGAUCGGUUCCUCAGAUACAUCUCCACUCCGCAGCUGUCCUGCCAGAGACCCGCGUCUGUGCCGCCCGUGUUUGACGCAGAGCAUCAUGGGUCGUGGCUGCUGUGUUUGGACCGCAGGUUCAGUCUAGCGCAGCGCAUCGUGUCCAAACACUGUCGUGUCUACUCGCUCAGGCUGGGAGCAGAGGAUGAUUCUCUGGAGCGUGUGUUGGCCGGCUCUGGCUGUGAGGUUCACUGUUUUGACCCCAGCAUCAGACGAGCUCAUCUGCAGGAAGAUAACAUGUGGCUCCAUCGCCUCUCAGUGGACUGGAGGGACCCGAACCCCGCCGUCCCCGUCCAGAGACUCCACAGCGGCUCCAAGAAGCUCUCCGCCAUCCUCAGCCACUUCGGACACAGACGGGUGGACGUCCUGAAGGUGGAUCUGGAAAGUGCGGAGUGGAAGAUCCUGGAGAACCUGAUCCUGGAGCAGGUGCUGGACUCGGUCGGUCUGCUGCUGCUGGAGCUGCACCUGCAGUGGGCGGGGUUUGAGGUGGGCGGGGACGAGCCUUCGGUGGUCCGCUAUUGGUUCAGUCUGCUGAAGGAGCUGGAGCGCGCUCACUUCCGCCUCUACCACAGCUACAGCGACCCGAGCAAGCCCCGCCUCUUCCUGCACAGAAACCUCUGGAACACCAGCAGCUCCUUCACCCUGGGCUGGGUCAACACACGCUUCACGCUCUGA
This is a messenger RNA of Carassius carassius (crucian carp), 1209 nucleotides long. RefSeq names its product methyltransferase like 24 (gene mettl24). Bases 190 to 1209 code for a protein of 339 amino acids. The transcript is spliced from 6 exons. The record is from RefSeq and is a predicted model, not a curated record. NCBI's taxonomy places the organism in Eukaryota, Metazoa, Chordata, Actinopteri, Cypriniformes, Cyprinidae.